Messenger RNA from Durusdinium trenchii, 3822 nucleotides. NCBI's taxonomy places the organism in Eukaryota, Dinophyceae, Suessiales, Symbiodiniaceae. The record is from the annotation of a GenBank genome assembly.
CCUCGGUUUGGCUCAGAGCUUCCGAAGUCUCAAAGACGCACACGAGGAACUACGGUACUAUGCCGGGUGCGUCCGACUUCAAGGUGCAAGACUUGGUCUACGCGCCAUGUGAAAAGGAAGUGCUCUUCACGCCGGGUGUGGUGGUGGAAGUCCGGGCUGAGGACGCAGUGGUCCAAGUGGCCGAUGACCUGCAGACGAUCCCACUGGGAGAUCUCCGUCGCAGGUUCAUCCGCGACGACGGCGCCACGUGCAGCGACAACACCUCCUUGGUGCACUUGAACGAUGCCACGAUCCUUGAGAACUUGAAAGCACGUCAUGAGGUCGAUGAGAUUUACACCUACACUGCCAGUGUACUACUGGCUGUGAACCCUUACAAAGACGUGACAGGGCUUUAUGGUGAAUCCCAGUGUCUCAGAUAUCGUGGCAAACACAUCGGAGCACUACCUCCGCAUCCUUAUGCGAUUGCCGACACUGCAUACCGAGCGCUGGUCCGGGAUCGGAAGAACCAGGGCUUCAUCAUCUCGGGGGAGAGCGGUGCCGGGAAGACCGAGACGGCGAAGAUUGUCAUGGAAUAUUUGGGCUAUGUCUCAGGCUCAUGCAACCAAAAGACCGAACAAAUUCAGAGGAGGGUGGAGCAAGCACAACCGAUCCUGGAAUCCUUCGGCAAUGCAGUGACGAUGAGGAACAACAACUCGUCACGCUUUGGCAAGUACAAUCGGGUGUUCUUCGAUGAGCACGGCAUCCUGGUGGAUGCCUCAGUCACGACCUACUUGCUGGAGAGCUCCAGGGUCGUGGUCCAUGCUCGUCGCGAACGCACCUAUCACUGCUUCUAUGAGAUGUUGCGAGGCUUACCGGAUGAGAAGCUUUCGCAACUGCACCUCGAGCGAGAGAAGCUCUACCUACUCCUGGCCAGUGAUGCUCAGGAGGAUCUUGCUGACGACCAGAAGUGGCAUUCACAAUUCCAGGACCGCGAUGCGAAGCUUUUCCACAAGCUGUGCGGAGCCCUUUCGACCGUGGGAUUCAGCGGGGACGAGAUCGACAAGAUCUUUCAGGUCUUGGCGGGUUUGGUUCACUUGGGCGACCUCUCCAACGGCGAGAAGGACGAAGGGGACGAGGCGGCAACAGUGCAGUUGGACCAAGAGAUCUUGAACAAGGCCUCCGCCCUGCUGGGCAUGGACUCCGACGAGCUGGGCGGAGCGCUGCGCCGGCGCCGCGUGCGCGUGACGCACGCGGGGCGGGAGUCGCUCCACGAGGUGCCGCGGACCACGUCGCAAUUUCGCCAUGCCUUGCACAGCUUGAUCAAAGCAUUGUACAAGCGUCUCUUCGAGCGCUUGGUGCAGCGGAUCAACAGUUCCUUUGGUGAAUGGCGCCGUCUGCCGGAGGAGGACGAAAAGUGGUACCAGAUCGGCAUCUUGGACAUCUAUGGCUUCGAGCGCCUGCAGCGCAACUCCUUCGAGCAGCUCUGUAUCAAUUUGGCCAAUGAGCGAUUGCAGCAGUACUUUGUGGAGAAUGUCUUGGUGGCUGAGCAGGAUCUCUACAAGCGCGAGGGCUUGCCAUGGAUCGGCCUGGAGCUGCCGGACUCCACACCCGUGGUGUCUGCCAUUGUGCAAACCUUCAAGACCCUGGAUGAAUACUCCCAGCAGCUCGCGAAAGGAUUCGAGAAGACCUCUGACGAAGGCUUCUGCCAGAAGACCGUGGAGGAUUCGCAGAAGGACGUGCAGCGCAAGGAAGUGCUUCGACCUUUGAAGAUGUCCAACAAGCGUGGCUCCAAAGCUGGCACCUCCCUGGCCAUGAACGAGGGCUUCGUGGUCAAGCAUUAUGCGGGCAUGGUGGAAUAUAACACGAAGGGCUGGUUGGACAAGAACAACGACAGGCUUCUGGCAGAAUGCGAGGAUUUGAUUUGUACCUCCAGCUUCGAUUUCGUUGCCUCCCUUGGAGAAGCGGAUGCUGGCAAGGUGCCAUUCAGGUCGAUCAGCAAGAAGUAUUGUGCCGAUCUGGAAAAUCUGUUGGAGACGCUCAACACCUGCCACCUACACUACAUUCGUUGCUUUAAGCCGAAUGAGUUUCAAAAGCCUGCGAUCUUCAGCCAGACCUUGGUCUUGGACCAGCUGGUCCAGUGUGGCACGAUCGAAUUGGUGAAGAUCAUGCACGACGGCUAUCCAAACCGCAGCCCCUUCAAUACGAUCGUGCAACGGUUCCGAGAUCUGCUGCCCGAGAGCUUCCAGCGCUAUGGCAUGCGAACCUUCAUCGAAGCUCUGAUGUUGGCCUAUGAGGUUCCUGAGCAGGAAUGGGCCUUGGGCAUGUCACGUCUCUUCUUGAAAGCGGGGCAGCUGAAAGCCUUGGAGGACAUGCGAUCCGAAGGUGCCGAGGCAGAUCCUGAGCGCUUGAAGGCCAUCGUGCACAGCAUCAUUCGCAAGAAAUGGGUUCGCGCCAAGAACGCCAUCCAGCUGUGCCUCUAUCUGCCGAGGUUCCUGGCGGAGCUGCGCACGGCACGCGCCUUGCGGACCUUGUGCACCCGGGCGUUGCUGGUGGGUCGGCUGCAGCCUAUGCUGUUGGCAGCGAGGGAAAAGCUGCGCUUGCGUGCCUUGGCUGCCCAGCGGCGCUGGCGUGUGUGGGGCACGGCCGCUUAUGCCUCAACAGUCUUCAUGAAGAAGGUCAGGGACGCUCGGCAGAGAAAGCUAGCCAACGCCUUCUCCGUGGCAUGGCUCUUGCACAAGAGGCUCAUCCCUCUGGCCAACGCAGCCCGUCAAAGACUGGCCGCCGAGGCGGUGCGCCGCGAGGCUGAGCGACGGCGAGAAGAGGAGCGCCGUGCGGCCGAGGAAAGGAAGCGGGCGGAGGAAGAGCAGAGGAAGCGCGAGGAGGAACAGAAGAAGCAUGAAGAGGAAAUGCGGAAGCAAGAGGAAGAAAGACUCGCGCAAAUCAAGAAGUUGGAAGAAGAACACCAAAGAGAGCUGGAAGAAAAGGCUGCCUAUGAGGCAGAGAUGAAAGCACAGGCUGCGAAAAGAGAAGCUCAGCUCAAGGCAGAAGCUGACCGAAGAGAGGCUGAGACUCGGGCGCAAUAUGAAGAGGAGAUCAGGCGAAUGAAGAAGGAUUUGGAGGACAAGAAGUUGAGAACAGAGUCAGAGGAGGACCAACGUUUUGGCAAGGAUCUCAUUGCUGAUGUUGCCUCGCCUUGCCGCAAUUCACCAACUUCAAGGCAGCCCAGACUGUCGCUCGCUGGAUCUACUGUCGAGGAUGACGCCCGCUCGACUGCCUGCCCGACCGAGCUGGACGCAGGACCAAGCUGGAGUCAAUAUCGAGAGAUGCAGGAGAGGGUCUUGAAGCUGGAGCAGCAAAUGGCAGAAAGGCAAAAUGAGACGCGGGAAGAGAUGUUGAAACUCCUGCACAACUGCCGCUUGGCGCAGCAAGACAACUACUAUGACGAGGCCAGACCGGGCCUGCCCUCGACGCCACCUCGAGACCGGCCCCCACGUUAUUCCACUGUGAGCAAUACCUCUUGCCUCAGCUUUGAUGAGCGACGGAAGAGCUUCGCAAGCUUGAAGAAAGUUUGGGGGGAGCAGCGUAAACUAUUAAUGGUAGACCUCUAUCCCAACGGGGAGGAUGAAGAGCAGAGUCAGCCCCGCACCAGGAGAAGCAGCGUGCGCGGAGAUCCUCUGAAGUCCUUGGCAGCUGACUACAAUACGAAGCGGCUCUCCAAAACUGGGGGCCGAUGAGGUCAUUGGCCGCCUGCAGCAGAGCUGCGGCUUCCGGCAUUCCUUUAGUAUCCAAGAUCACUGGAGGUUCUUAGGCGUGGUUGUUCAGUGCUUUGAGGGUAGCUUGUGU